This is a messenger RNA of Colletotrichum karsti, 2745 nucleotides long. RefSeq names its product beta-galactosidase (Eurofung). Gene Ontology annotation, biological process: carbohydrate metabolic process. NCBI's taxonomy places the organism in Eukaryota, Fungi, Ascomycota, Sordariomycetes, Glomerellales, Glomerellaceae. Gene Ontology annotation, molecular function: hydrolase activity, hydrolyzing O-glycosyl compounds. The coding region runs from base 1 to 2745 and encodes 914 amino acids. The transcript has a single exon. The record is from RefSeq and is a predicted model, not a curated record.
AUGCCCCGCCUUACUUUAAACGUUUUUGUUCUUGGAGCCCUCUUGCUUACUUCCCUAACACCUGGUCGGUCAUUCCAUGUGGAAGCUGUGAACACCACUGAGGGUCCUCUGCAGCAAGAUCCUCGUGGCAGAACACGAACUCGACUUCGCGACCAGUGGCGUUUCAAGCACUGGGACACCAUCCAAGACGGGGUUGUGUAUGACAUCCGGCCAGACACGGGCAGCGACGGACUCCAAGUUCUGAAGCCUUGGAUCCUACCCUCUGGCAACAAAUUCAUCAAGGAUAUCGGGAGUCGCUUCCCAGUCCCAUCUGAAGUCCCAGAUCUGGAUGUUCCAUAUACAAAAGACGACUUCAAUGACAGCGACUGGGCGGCUGUGAACGUCCCCCACGACUGGGCCAUCAAUGGACCAUUCUACGAGCCUAACGAUAGUGCCGGCUCAACUGACAUGGGCAGUCUCCCUGUUGGCGGAGUCGGGUGGUACCGCCGCAACCUGCUUAUUGAUAGGAAGGAUCUCGACAAUAAGCGUGUGUUCUUGGAUAUCGACGGUGCCAUGUCGUACCCGAUGGUCUGGCUCAACAAUCAUCUUGUUGGUGGUUGGCCGUACGGAUACAACUCCUUUCAACUGGACCUGACACCCUACCUUCGCAACGAUACUGACGACAACCUGCUUGCCAUCCGUGUGGAGAAUCCCACAGAGGACUUCUCUCGAUGGUAUCCCGGAGCUGGUAUCUAUCGAAACGUAUGGGUCACGGUCACCAAUGCCAUUCACGUCGCUCAUUGGGGGACAGUUAUUGCGACCAACGUGUCCCAGACGACCGCGAAUCUCGACCUCAAGGUGAGCGUCGAGAACUUGGGAGAUUCAGAUCGCAACAUCACAUUGGAGACUGAAGUUUUCGAAUACAACUCAGAUACUGGCGCCUCGAACGUCAAGCCUGUUGCCAAGUUUCCUUCAAGAACAUUCGAGUUGCGGAGUCAACACAACGAGUCGAUUGCUACCACCACGGAGUUGGAGAACCCGCGACUUUGGGGGCCGCCUCCCUCGCAGUCCCCGAACCUUUAUGUGGCUGUCACACAGAUCAUCGAUAAAGAUACCGGCGAUAUCCUCGACAAAUACGACACGCGGUUUGGGAUCAGAAGUCUAGUCUUCGACGCCGACAACGGACUUGUGGUGAAUGGCGAGCAUGUGCGAAUUCAGGGAGCCAACAUGCAUCAUGAUCUGGGAGCUUUGGGUGCUGCAUUCAACGUUCGCGCGGCUAGACGACAGCUUGAUGCCCUACGCGAAGUUGGCGUCAAUGCCAUCAGAUCAGCUCAUAACCCACCAGCCCCAGAGCUUCUCCAGCUUACAGAUGAGAUGGGUUUUAUCGUCGUGAAUGAGAUCUUUGAUAGUUGGAUGAAGAGCAAGAGGGAUUGUGAUUUUCAUCUGAUUUUCGAAGAUUGGAGGGAGCAGGAUCUACGAGCCCUCAUCCGACGAGAUCGCAAUUAUCCUUCCGUUAUUAUGUGGAGUUACGGAAACGAGGUUCCGGAACAGAACGGAAACGACGAGGUCGCAGCCGAGAUGGCACGGUAUCUCAGGCAGAUUGUGCAAGAGGAAGACAGUUCUCGCCCAUCAACGACGUCUCUUCAUACGGCCUGGGCUGGACAAGAACUUCCCGGUGUCACCGAUGUCAUAUCCCUCAACUACCAAGGUGAGGGUAAACGAUACGGUCCUGCCUAUGAGCACAUCACAAAAGGAGACAUCAGACCACCCCAAUACCAAGCAUUUCACGACACCUACCCCGAGAAAAUGAUAUUUGGGAGCGAGGUGGCCUGGUCGCUGAGUAGUCGGGGCAAGUUCAUGUUUCCUGUGUGUCCGUAUGACAGCUGCCCCGUCAACUCCAGUUCGGGUGGGAACUCCAAGACCCGCGAAAUCAGUGCUUACGAGCUUUACUCGGCCGAAGCCGGGUCCUCCCCGGACAGAGUCUUCAGAACGCACGAAACGUACCCCUUCGUCGCAGGCGGGUUCGUAUGGGCAGGCUGGGACUAUCUCGGGGAGUCGUACCCUUAUAGUGACGCUGCGCGUAGCGCGUACUCUGGCAUCUUCGACAUGGCAGGUUUCAGAAAAGAACGUUUCUACCAGUAUCAAGCAUACUGGCGACCCGGCGUGCAGAUGGCGCAUAUUGUGCCGCACUGGACGUGGCCAGAGGAUCGUGUCGGCAAGGUCACUCCCGUCCACGUCUUCUCGUCCGCGGAUGAAGCAGAGCUGUUCCUCAACGAUACAAGCCUGGGUCGACUGGUCAAGGAGCCCAUGGCCCAUCGCUUCCGAUGGGAUAACGUAACCUACACACCAGGCGUCCUGCGCGUGGAGACGUACAAGGACGGCAAGAGCUGGGCCACCGAUACUGUCCAGACGGUGGGAGAUCCCGAAGCCCUGAAUCUGAAAGCGGACCGGAUGUCCCUGAAGGCAGAUGGUGAGGAUCUCAUAUUCGUCACAGUCAUGGUUGUCGACAAGGAAGGCAAUACGGUCCCCACGGCAGACAACCUCGUGAAAUUCUCGAUCGUGUCUGGUCCCGGGGAAAUCGUCGCUACCGACAACGGUCUACCUACCGACUUCACAGCUUUUCCGUCUACGCAACGGAAUGUUAGCAGUGGUCUAGCUUUGUGCAUCGUUCGUGCCGGGGAUGGAAAGAGUGGGAGGACCGUUUUGAGAGCUGUUAGUGAUGCACUCAAGAGCGCGGAGAUUAGCCUUGAGGUAGUAAGGCCCUAG